GUGUGAAAUUUGCCUCUGUCGGUGUACGUGGAGUCAGACGACACAAGCAUCAGUAAAGAUUUGAAAGCAAAUAUCUAUUGUAUUUUCGCAAUGGCAGCAGCACAGACUCAGAAUUUCGCAAGAUUUGUCCAAUGGGGAAGGAACGUGGUCGCUGUUGGAAGAAAUUAUAAGGAUCACUGUGCAGAGCUGGGAAAUGCUGUUCCUACUAAACCCCUUCUGUUUAUGAAACCACCAUCUUCAUAUCUUGAGGAAGGAGCUGGACCCAUCCUGCUCCCUCGAGGAUGUACCAACUGCCAUCAUGAAGUGGAGUUAGGGGUGGUGAUAGGAUCUGUUUGCCGUGAUGUGGAAGAAAAGGAUGUCAUGUCACACAUUGCUGGAUAUGCACUAGCAUUAGAUAUGACAGCCAGAGACUUCCAGGAUGAGGCAAAGAAGAAAGGAAAUCCAUGGACUAUGGCCAAGUGCUUUGACACAGCUCUUCCAGUGUCAAAGUUCCUCACUAAGCAAGAGCUAGUAGAUCCAAAUAAUGUGACACUGUGGUGUAAGGUUAAUGAUGAGAUGCGUCAGAAUGGCACAACAUCGGAUAUGGUCUUCAGCAUCCCCUACCUCAUCUCGUACAUCUCCCAGUACUUCACCCUUAAUCCAGGAGAUCUGGUUCUCACAGGGACACCAGCAGGAGUGGGCUCUGUUCAACCUGGUGAUGUCAUAUCAGCUGGAUUAGGUGACCUACUGACCAUGAAGUUCCCAGUGGCACAAAGGAAAUGAGAACUCGAUAUUCCUCUCUCAUUUUCUGCUAGUCUUUCAUUAUUGUUGUGCAUUUUGGGUUUGCGGUCAAAUAUGAUUUUGGUUCUGAUGAGAAUGGUGUUGGUUGGUUUGCUGUGUGUAGGUAUAUUAUAUGUAUUUACCAGAUGAAAAUAUCAAGAUCAGACACUGGCAAUUAUUAAAUGCAUGAGGGUAAAAAUAACAGUGCAGAAGUUAUGCAUCCUUAUACAGAUGCUCAUGCACGUGGGCAAAAGAACAUAUGUAUACACUUACACAUACACAUAUAAGCUACAUUCAGUAAUGUGCACAUAUGCACAUAUAGUAAUGUCUUUCUUCAAACUGUCUGUAUAUCUGAAUAGUAAUAUAAUUUACCAAGUAUCCAGAGGAUUUUUAUGUAUAAAAUAUUGUCAUUGCUAUUUUUAUAACAUUUUUAAAAUCAUUACUGAAAAUACUUCUCAGCAGUGAACAAAUGCUUAUCUUCAUCAGCAUUAUUAUUAUUGUCAUAAUUAUUUCAUGAUGGUUAUAACUAUAUUUACUGUGAUCCUACAGUUAUAUAUAUUUGAUGCUUCUUGUGCAUUUUACGUGAAAUUGAAUAACAAUGAAGGAAAUUAGUACACUGUACACAAUUUUAUUCAUAAUAUCAUGUGUCAUAUUAGAAUAUUAUUAUUUGUUGAAGGAAUGAGUUUAUAUAUUCUAGCUUCAUUAUUUAUGAUUUAAAUAAAAUUCUUUAGAAUUGGAUUCACUAAGUAGGCCAUCUACUUACCUAAUUAGGCAUUUAUAUACUUACCCAUGUAUUGUACAUUUUCAGGGUUUUUGAAAGAGAAAUUCAAUUAUGUGUCCUGCAAGUAUAUUUGAUAAAAGACAAUGUUCAAAGCAGAUAUUUUGAUAUUCUGCCCUUUUAUUUUAUGGUGAAGAUAGAAUCACAUUAUCUAUAUAUAUUGUCAAUAAAACAAUAAAUCAUACA
Penaeus vannamei (Pacific white shrimp) is the source of this 1723-nucleotide messenger RNA. RefSeq names its product oxaloacetate tautomerase FAHD1, mitochondrial. Gene Ontology annotation, cellular component: mitochondrion. Gene Ontology annotation, molecular function: acetylpyruvate hydrolase activity. The record is from RefSeq and is a predicted model, not a curated record. Lineage: Eukaryota; Metazoa; Arthropoda; Malacostraca; Decapoda; Penaeidae.